GUCUUGGACUUGCUAACAUUGAAGGACAAGUCAACGACAUUGCAGGUCCAAUUACGUAGCAUGUCGUUACCACUUGUUAGCUUGUAUAGACAGCUGCCGCAUAGGUCACUACAGCCUAAUGUGGCAAUCCAGCAACUACACCGACACGCACAGCACUCGGCAACCUUGCGAAAUCCGGUAGCAUGGCAAAGACGUGCUGGUAUUGCGACUGCCGAGAAAGCCAUAUCUAAUGGAGCUCAUGCUACAGAGAGUGCCAAAAACUCAAUGCCACCUUUAGACAUAUUGAAGUCAACAGUCACCUCUGGCCCUAAGCGAAUUGUACUUCCACACCCUUCGUUACCAGCUUACAAAGUGGCUUCAAGAGUAUUACCCACUAAUAUCGCGGAGAGCUUUACUGUAUUAUACGCAUGCAUUCGCUCUCAUGAUAUGGAUAGAGCGACUAGAGUCAUGGUUGAACUGUACAAGAACAAGCCAGAAGAAAUGAAGAUUUUUGCCGAUAACCACAUUUAUAACACUUUCUUGGAAGGAUUUGUGGAGGCGUCACCAAAACCUUUGACUUCUCAAUGCUUGACGUGGUUUGAUCAAAUGCGAAAGCAUAAUUUGACACCGGAUGCUGAUACCUAUGCCAUUGUAACGAGAGGUUUCAUGAAAGCGGCAGGUUUUCAAACUGCGCGAGCAAUCUUACAAGAAAUGAAGAAAGAUACCAGUUUCACAAUGGAACAGGUGCUUCGAUCACCUUACUUGAAGGAUGGCGAUGAACAACUAUUUCUCAAGCUGAUUGAGGAGAAUCGCUCAAAUGCAUCUCGUGGAGUGACGGAGAUGCUGGGAGAGUUGGAAGCAGCAACCAAGUCAGUUUUUAAUAUCGAGCCGACUGAGCAAGCACUAGAGGCGUCCCAUGUUUUGGCGGAUGCCAUGUCGCAGGUACCUGAAGCACGGUCAACGAACUCCACUGGUGUGAAAUUCUUGCAAGAACAUCUCGCGACAUUAGAAAAGUCGAAAAAGUCAGGCAUCACUGACCCAUACGAACUUCAGCUUCGAAUUGAGGAGCGAGCAUAUGAAGUAGCUUUAGAGAAGCUAAACUACGAAAAGCAAGAGACUUUGGCUCGUGGCGACAAGUUGGGAGCGAUGAACCUCAGUCCUUUGAAACGAAUUAUGUGGAACUGGCAUCAAAGGCUGACACCAUUGAUUGUGGAAGAAGUUCAGAGAUGCGACAAGUCAAACGACAGUGACCGACGGGUGUAUGGACCAUUCUUGAAGCUUCUCCCGGCUGAGAAGCUGUCAGUCAUUACCAUUCUAGAGCUUAUGCGAUUACACGGAUCUUCUGGAGUUGCUGAUGGUAUGAAGACAGCAAGAGCAUUGAUUGAUGUUGGCCGAGCAGUGGAGAUGGAAUGGAACGCCGUUCUUAUGAAGGACAGACAGUCGCAGCAAAGCAGAGCUCGCAACCAGGAAACCCAUGCUCUAUUCUCAAGCGGAAAAUUGUUCAACAUGGCUUUACGACGUGAGCGUAUGCGACUAUCUCACCAAAACGAAUCAUCCGCUAGUGCAUUAACUACCACUGAUGGAGAAACAGUCACUGCUUUGGAUAGCGGCGAGUGGAAUCCAGUAUGGCCUAGUGCAACGAGAGCUAAGGUUGGAAGUGUUCUGACCAGUUUGCUCAUUGAAGCUGCCACAAUUCCUACUCCAAGUAUUAAUCCGGAGACCGGCAAUAAGAUAACUGAAAUGAUACCUGCAUUUUUUCACACCUAUCAAUAUGUUCGCGGCAAACGAGUUGGAAUCAUCAAGUUCUCACCAAACUUGACUGAGAUGUUAUCAAAGGAACCUGUUCGGGAUACUCUCCAUCCUCGUCUACUGCCCAUGCUUGUUCCUCCUCGUCCUUGGCUCACCUGGAAUUCUGGUGGUUAUUUGAGCACCAAGAGCAUUUGUAUGCGAAUCAAAGAUUCCCCGGAACAAGUUUUAUACCUGAAGCGUGCUUCUGAAGAGAGCUACCUAGAUCGAGUUCUCACUGGUUUGGAUGUUUUGGGUGCUACGCGAUGGAAAGUCAAUCGACCAGUGUUUGACGUUAUAUUACAAGCGUGGAAUUCCGGAGACGCCAUAGCUGACAUUCCGCCUGUUACGGAAGGUAAUCUUCCACUUCCAGAGAAGCCUGAAAAUUAUGCCACAGAUCCAAAGGCAAAACUGGACUGGAUCAAAAAAGUUAAGGAAAUACAAAAUACGGAACGAAAUCAUCAUUCAUUGCGAUGUGAUGUCAACUACAAAGUUGAAACUGCUAGAGCGUUCUUGGAUACUCCAAUGUAUUUCCCUCACAAUAUGGAUUUCCGUGGCCGAGCAUAUCCUAUUCCUCCGACUUUGAACCAUCUUGGUAACGAUUUGUGUCGCGGCUUGCUUCAGUUUGACGUUGCCAAACCUCUUGGUGCAUCUGGUUACCGAUGGCUCAAGAUUCAUCUUGCUAAUCUUCAUGGUUACGACAAACAUUCAUUCACUGAAAGAGAGAACUAUGUAAUGGAGAAUCUAGAUCAUAUCUUUGACUCCGCUGACAAUCCGUUAAAUGGCCAGCGUUGGUGGCUUCAGUCGGAAGAUCCUUGGCAAUGUCUGGCUGCUUGUUAUGAAGUUUCUGCUGCAGUCCGUAGCGGAGACCCCGAAAAUUUCAAAUCACGGCUACCAAUUCAUCAAGAUGGUACUUGCAACGGAUUACAGCAUUAUGCAGCACUUGGUGGUGAUUUGGCUGGUGCUCAAGCUGUCAAUCUUGCACCCAGUGAUCGACCCGCUGAUGUGUAUACCGGUGUUGCUGAAAUGGUGAACAAACUUGUUGAUCUAGAGGCUGCUGAAGGACAUCCAGAUGCCGUUAUCUUGCAGGGCAAGAUAUCUCGAAAGAUUGUCAAGCAAACUGUCAUGACUAAUGUGUACGGUGUUACAUUUGUUGGUGCACGUCAACAAAUCGAAAAUCGACUGAAAGAACGAAGCGAUAUCCCUUCGGAUCAAGUGUACCAUUUGGCUGGCUAUUUAGCUAAGAAGGUCUUUGCUUCGCUUGGAGAGAUGUUCAAUGGCGCACGACAAAUUCAAGAUUGGCUUACUGACUCUGCUCGCCGUAUUGCCAAAAGUAUACCAGAAGAAACCAUCCGAGCCAUGGAUGCCAAUAUUGGUGAGGGAUUCAAGGCUGACUCGAAUAGUGAGUUGGAUCAAACUGCUAUGGAGUACACAAUCGAGAAAAUAUAUGCUACUGCCAACAAGAAGAAGAGCUUCUCUGCUCGCAACCCAGGAGCUAAUCAGAUGACAUCUGUUGUAUGGACCACGCCACUGGGACUACCCAUUGUUCAACCCUACCGCCGUGUUGGAAAACGACAAGUUAGCACGCUUUUGCAAACUGUGUUUAUUGAGGAUCCCGAUGCUUCUUGCCCUGUAAACUCCCACAAGCAGAGUACUGCCUUUCCUCCAAACUUCAUUCAUUCUCUUGAUGCAACACACAUGCUAAUGUCUGCUGUGGCUUGUCAAAAUGCUGGUCUAGCGUUCGCCUCUGUACAUGACUCUUAUUGGACGCAUGCAGCCGAUGUGGAUACCAUGAACAAGAUCAUCCGUGACCAAUUCAUUGAACUUCACAAACAACCCAUUAUGGAAAGUUUGCGUACUGAGUUUAUUGAACGUUACCAGGGAUACAAGGUUCCUGUAUCUCGUGAAGUACCCAGAGCAACGAAGAAAUCUGCCAAGGAAGAAGCUGAGAAGUUGCUUUCCCCCGAAAAGGCGCACAAGGAGGUGCUCAGCAUGGGAUUUGCUUCUGAAGAUGUUGUUCGUAAGGAACUUGAGGACAUGAAGAAGUCCGAGGGCAAUGAAUUAGCAGCUGUCUUUGGUACGGUGAAUGACGAAGAAGAUGCUGAUGACGAUGACGAUGAAGAUCCAGACGCUGCUUCGGCCGCAGCAAGACGUGGUAAAAAAUAUGCACACAGCUGGGAAGACUUGACUUUCAUGCCUCUGCCUGCCAAGGGAGAAUUCGAUAUCCAGCAAGUCAAAGAGAGUGAUUACUUUUUCCAUUAGUUCUCCCUUCCCUUUACCCCAUGUUGUUCUACUUUGAGCACCUUGUAUUUUUGUACAUUACUCCUUUCAUUGUGAGAGUUUUUUUUUUUUGCGUUUAUUUCACAGCUCUUGUCUUAAAAGUCAUUAAAAUCAUAUAGAUCAUACUGCAAACCACCGAGACAUGAUAUUAUAUUUUGACUCAAAGCUUACUCCAAAGGUCAUCCAACAAGCCGUGGACAUCGGAAGCUGCUCCUUGAAUCUGAGAGAGACCGCUGACCACGAGUUUGGCAGCGGCGGUUGCACUGCCCCACGAUGUUUGCACCC
This is a messenger RNA of Umbelopsis ramanniana AG, 4329 nucleotides long. RefSeq lists its product as uncharacterized. Gene Ontology annotation, biological process: mitochondrial transcription. The coding region runs from base 61 to 4026 and encodes 1321 amino acids. NCBI's taxonomy places the organism in Eukaryota, Fungi, Mucoromycota, Umbelopsidomycetes, Umbelopsidales, Umbelopsidaceae. Gene Ontology annotation, cellular component: mitochondrial DNA-directed RNA polymerase complex. Gene Ontology annotation, molecular function: protein binding; mitochondrial promoter sequence-specific DNA binding; DNA-directed RNA polymerase activity. The record is from RefSeq and is a predicted model, not a curated record. The transcript has 5 exons.